This is a messenger RNA of Prunus armeniaca (apricot), 246 nucleotides long. NCBI's taxonomy places the organism in Eukaryota, Viridiplantae, Streptophyta, Magnoliopsida, Rosales, Rosaceae. The record is from the annotation of a GenBank genome assembly.
AUGGCUCCUCAGUACAUUGCAAGUUUUGAUGAGAAAGAUACAACAACUGCUGUAAGGACAUUGCUCGACGAUAGAGUUGAGCAUACGUUGAAAAGGCUUUGCUUAAAACAUAGUGGAACAUGUGUUUCGACAGCUGCUGCUUGUUUGGAUGGGCUUCCAACGGCUCUAAAAAGAGUUGGAAAUGGUGCAUUUUUGUUGUACAGGCUUGGUAUGAAAGCUUGUGUUGGUGAAUCAAGAUACAACUAG